Purpureocillium lilacinum is the source of this 1752-nucleotide messenger RNA. RefSeq lists its product as uncharacterized. Gene Ontology annotation, biological process: transmembrane transport. Gene Ontology annotation, molecular function: transmembrane transporter activity. The record is from RefSeq and is a predicted model, not a curated record. NCBI's taxonomy places the organism in Eukaryota, Fungi, Ascomycota, Sordariomycetes, Hypocreales, Ophiocordycipitaceae.
AUGGGCCUGCCCGAGGAAAAGGACUUGGGAGGCGUGCCGGCGAGACCUGCGACCACCACCAGCGCAGCCAACGACUCUGAUGAUUCCUCGACCAUGACGGAAAGCCACAAGGCCACUGAGGCUUUAGAGAACAAUGCCAAGGCUGCAGAGGCCCAAGGCGAGGCAGGGAACCCGGCGCUACAGGACAUCGACGUCGAAGCUCAACGGGAAGACAUAACAUUGGAAAAGGUCGGCAGUCGCAAGUCAAAUGUCAGCCAUAAGACAGGGCAUAGCAAGCUCAGUCGCCUGUCCAAGAGCAAGACCAAGGAAAAGCUCCCUCCCCCAGCCAUCCCGGUGAUGGAUUUGGACAAGGGCAUCGUCGGCUGGGAGAGCCAGCACGAUCCCGAGAUGCCUCUCAACUUUGCGCCCAGCCGAAAGUGGCUCAUCACCGGCCUGCUCAGCGCCGUUACGUUCAUGACGCCCUUUGCGUCCUCGAUUCUGGCCCCGGCUCUCUCAGCGCUCGAGAAGGACUUUAAUGAGACCAGCAUCACCAAAGGCGCCAUGCCCGUGAGCAUCUUUCUUCUCGGGUACGCCGUCGGUCCGCUCUUUCUGUCCCCGCUGUCAGAGAUCUACGGCCGGAAUAUCAUCCUCGUCACGUCCAGUGCUUGGUUCUGCGCUUGGCUGAUUGGGUGUGCGCUCGCGCCCUCCUUGGAUACCCUCAUCUUCUUUCGUUUCCUGACGGGCGUGGGCGGCUCGGCGUGCCAGACCAUCGGCGGCGCCAUCAUUGCGGACAUGUUCCCCGUCAGUGACCGCGGCCGGGCCAUGACGAUAUGGAUGCUGGGACCGAUGUUUGGCCCCUCGUGCGCGCCCGUCAUCGGCGGUUUCGUUUCCGAGACGAUCGGCUGGCGCUGGGUCAACUGGCUUGCCUUCAUCCCGGCAACCAUCGCCGUCGCCCUCAUGACGUUUCUCAGUCGCGAGACGAAUCACCAGGUGCUAAUCGCCCACAAGACCAAGCGCCUCCAGAAGGAGCUGAAUCGGCCCGAGCUUCGAAGCUGCUACGUCGACCCCGAUGCCCCUGCCCUGAGCAAGGGGCAGAUUCUCCUCAACGGGCUGAUUCGACCCAUGAAGAUGCUGUUCCGCUCAGCCAUCAUCUUUAGCGUGUCGUUGUACAUUGCGUUUGCGUACGGUUGCCUGUACCUUCUGUUCAAUACCAUCCCAAUUGUCUUCCAGGGCAGUUACCAUUGGUCCAUCGGCAUCACGGGCCUCGUCUACCUGACCCUUCUGAUCGGCUAUGGCGUGGGCCUCGCAGCAUUCUCGAUCCUCUCCGAUAAGACGGUCGUUCGCAUGACGGCCGCCAACGGGGGCGUGUACGAGCCCGAGUUUCGCCUGCCGGACUGCAUCUGGUUCGCACUCGUCCUGCCCAUCACCUUCUUCUGGUACGGCUGGAGCGCCGACAAGGCCGUCCACUGGAUCGUGCCCGUCAUCGGCAUCGUGCCCUUUGGCAUCGGCAUCGUGGGCGUCUGGCUGCCCAUCCAGGCAUACAUCGUGGACGCGUACCCCCAGUACGCCGCCAGCGGCCUGGCCGCCUUCUCUGUCCUGCGGUGCACCGUCGCCGCGUUCCUACCGCUCGCGGGGCCGCAGAUGUACAAGAGUCUGGGCGUGGGGUGGGGCAGUUCGCUGCUCGGCUUCAUUGCCGUGGCGCUGAUUCCGAUCCCGACCCUGAUCUACAAGUACGGAAAGUGGAUGAGGACCCGGUUCCCGUUGACGUUGUAG